Messenger RNA from Pteropus alecto (black flying fox), 1110 nucleotides. It is a transcript of the gene PIN1, whose product is annotated as peptidylprolyl cis/trans isomerase, NIMA-interacting 1. Bases 127 to 618 code for a protein of 163 amino acids. Lineage: Eukaryota; Metazoa; Chordata; Mammalia; Chiroptera; Pteropodidae. The transcript has 4 exons. Gene Ontology annotation, molecular function: protein binding; peptidyl-prolyl cis-trans isomerase activity. Gene Ontology annotation, cellular component: cytosol; nucleus. The record is from RefSeq and is a predicted model, not a curated record.
GUUGGGGUUCCCAAUGAGCGUUGCCGCCAGGCCCCGGUGCAAGGCGCGCCCAGCCAAUUGGCAGCGGCGGGCGGGCGGCAUAGGCGGUGCGGUGGAGGCGGAGCGGCCGCUGCGGCAGGAGGGAAGAUGGCGGACGAGGAGAAGCUGCCGCCCGGCUGGGAGAAGCGCAUGAGCCGCAGCUCAGGCCGGGUGUACUACUUCAAUCACAUCACUAAUGCCAGCCAGUGGGAGCGACCAAGUGGCAACAGCAGUGGCAGCGGCAAAAAUGGACAGGGGGAACCCACCAGGGUCCGCUGCUCACACCUGCUGGUCAAGCACAGCCAGUCACGGAGGCCUUCAUCCUGGAGGCAGGAGAAGAUCACCCGGACCAAGGAGGAGGCCUUGGAGCUGAUCAACAGUUACAUCCAGAAGAUCAAGUCUGGAGAGGAGGAUUUUGAAUCUCUGGCUUCACAGUUCAGCGACUGCAGCUCGGCCAAGGCCAGGGGAGACCUGGGUGCCUUCAGCAGAGGUCAGAUGCAGAAGCCGUUUGAAGAGGCCUCCUUUGCGCUGCGGACAGGGGAGAUGAGCGGGCCCGUGUUCACGGAUUCCGGCAUCCACAUCAUCCUGCGCACGGAGUGAGGGGGCAGGCGGCCCUGGCCUGGCCCGCAGUGGAGCGGGGUGGGCUGGGGUGGCUGGGCCCAAAGACCCCGCUUCCCGCCGCCAGCUGGCCCAUGACUUCACACAGUAUUUAUUGUUCCCAAAAUGGCUGGGAGAGGGGCUCUGUGCCAUUCAGGGCUCCCUGUUCGCCCCAGGCCGGGGCUGACCCCACCAGAUUCCCCUCUUCUUUAGGAACUGACUUCAGAAGGGCAGUGGAUUGGAGAGGCUCCCAGAGCUCCCAGACCCAGGGGGUGGGGGUGACCUGUCCCAAAGGGAAGGCCUAGUUAGCUGAGCUGCUCCCUGUCCCCCCCCAGGUCCAAGACGGGGCAGGAGGGCCUUACGUUGUUUCCAGUUAUGCCAUGUUCCUCUAUUCAGUUGCAAAAAGCAAAUGCUCCAUGUGGGGCCCAGGCUGCUACUACCCGGGGCCCGCUGAGCAGCAGUGCAGCCCCGCCCCCCAUUAAACCUGGAACCACU